Molecule: messenger RNA, 1800 nt
Organism: Cotesia glomerata
Lineage: Eukaryota; Metazoa; Arthropoda; Insecta; Hymenoptera; Braconidae
Exons: 2
Coding region: 1-1800 (599 amino acids)
Biological process (GO): DNA repair; telomere maintenance
Molecular function (GO): DNA helicase activity
Source: RefSeq, a predicted model, not a curated record
AUGAUUCAUGGCCCAUACGGUACUUUUAAUCGUUCAUCGCCUUGCAUGUCAGAUGGAAAAUGUACAAAAAAUUUCCCUAAAGAUUUCACUAACGAUACAAUCACAAAUGUCGACGGAUAUCCAAUAUAUCGUCGAAGGAAUCCAGAUAAUGGCGGACAAUCAUUUAUUAAAAACAUCAGCAACAUAGACAUUGAUAUUGACAAUUGUUGGGUCGUGCCAUAUUCGCCCCUACUGAGCAAAACAUACAAUGCUCAUAUUAAUGUUGAGUUCUGCAGUUCUAUGAAGAGCAUCAAAUACAUUUGUAGGUAUGUCCAUAAAGGCAGUGACAUGGCGGUGUUUAGAGUGGAAAAUACCAAUGUGAAUGCUCCUCCAGUAAAUAAAAACGAUGAAAUAACGCUCUACCAAAUAGGUCGGUACAUCAGCUCCAAUGAAGCUGUUUGGCGUAUCUUUGGUUUUCCAAUUCAUGAACGGGAUCCAGCAGUUGUUCAGUUAGCCGCUCAUCUUGAAAAUGGUCAGCGUGUAUAUUCCACGAACGAGACAGCGAUUGAUCGUGCUAUAAAUCCACCAAAAACUACACUCACUGAAUUUUUUGAAUUGUGUAAUCGUGUGGAUGAUUUUGGUGCCUUUGCACGUACUUUACUCUAUUCACAAGUACCACGCUAUUUCACAUUGGCUCAAACAAAACAAUGGAUACCCCGCAAGCAAGGCUCACCAGUUGAUGCAUGCCCCAAUUUAUUCAAAUCAAACGCCUUGGGGCGAGUAUUUACAGUGAAUCCAAGACAGACUGAGUGCUUUUAUCUUCGACUAUUGUUGGUUAAUGUUACUGGCCCAUUGUCAUUUCAAGAUAUACGUAAAGUGAAUGGGCAACAGUAUACAACGUAUAAAGAUGCAUGCCUUGCACUCGGCUUGCUAGAAGAUGACAAUCAGUGGGAAUGUAUGCUUGCUGAAGCAGCAUUGAACUGUACAGCAAUACAAAUUCAUCUACUAUUCGCUGUAGUGUUGACUACAUGUUUUCCAGCCCGAGCAGAGAUAUUGUGGGAUAAUCACAAAGAUUCAAUGACUGAUGAUAUAUUGCAUCAACAUCGUACACGGUGUAAAGAUCUAGCGAUAACAUUCAGCGACGAUAUGUACAAUGAAGCAUUGAUUGCUAUUGAGGAUCUUUGCAUUAUCAUUGCCAACUUACCACUCAGUCAUUUCGGUAUGAAUUCGCCAAAUCGAGGUGCAACUGAUUUAAUGAACACUGAAAUGAAUCGUGAAAUGCAGUACAACACUGUAGAAACGGCGGCGAUUGUUACUCGCAAUGUCCCACUAAUGAAUGAGGAACAAAGAACCAUUUACGACCGCAUUAUGCUCGCAGUUUCAGCAGGACAAGGUGUGUUCUUCUUUUUAGAUGCACCAGGUGGAACUGGCAAGACAUUUCUUAUUUCGCUAAUUCUCGCCAAAAUACGAUCCAAUAAUGGCAUCGCAUUGGCCGUUGCAUCAUCGGGCAUUGCGACAACUUUAUUGGAUGGAGGCAGAACAGCUCAUUCAGAAAGGAGAGUGACAUCACCUGGUAUGGUGAUCCCCGUACUAAUACUGCACGGAGGGAAUACCAAUUAUGCAGAUGAGUCUAGUCCGUUUGUAUCAUAUGGUUGUCUAACUGACAGACACAGUUCCUCAGUAUUAAUCAGAGACAACUCGAACGCUACUGCUAUCACUGCCUCUAGUCUCUACUCUGUCUCUAUGCACGAGACCAGUACUCCAGUACCAAGCAACAAGAUACAGACACUCAGGACAGAAACGCGAGUACCUAGUAAUUAG